This is a messenger RNA of Aspergillus alliaceus, 1489 nucleotides long. Its product is annotated as SH3 domain-containing protein. Gene Ontology annotation, biological process: protein transport to vacuole involved in ubiquitin-dependent protein catabolic process via the multivesicular body sorting pathway. The coding region runs from base 185 to 931 and encodes 248 amino acids. Gene Ontology annotation, molecular function: protein binding. NCBI's taxonomy places the organism in Eukaryota, Fungi, Ascomycota, Eurotiomycetes, Eurotiales, Aspergillaceae. The record is from RefSeq and is a predicted model, not a curated record. The transcript has 4 exons. Gene Ontology annotation, cellular component: ESCRT-0 complex.
CCGCAUUAUUCCAUCCAUUCAUUCACAUUAGUUGAUUGUUGAACCCAUCCUUCCUUUUUAUUUUAAAUUUAUUUUUUACUCAUCCAUCUUUUUUUUUAAGAGAAAAAACCCCUUUCCGCUUGUCCCUAACAGACUACACAUCUCUCUUUUUCCGGUCCCGGUCACUCUCUUCUUUCUCUCAGCCAUGGCGUCCCAGGGCGACUUCAAGACCGCCAUCACCAACCGGUCGCUGCGGACUGUCCGAUUGGAGCUCGAAUUCCUUGCAGAUGCGUCGGUCAUUACUCCGCAACAACUGUCCUCGAUUCUGUCCCAACUACCCACGGAGAAUACGGAACGCUCAGUCUCCUCUGUACCCCCAUCGCAGCCAUCUGUUCAGCGGCAUCAACCCCCUGUUGCAGCCCCGGCCCCAACUCAGCCUUCUCCAGCCCCGUACUCUCCCCCAAUUCAACAAUUCGCCAAUACCUCGUUGAACGAGAAAGCCGCCUAUCACCAACCGGCCCCGCAGCAUUAUCCAACUCCCCCACCUCCUGCGUAUCCCCAAACUCCUCCAGUGCUGUCCGUCGCCUCUGCGCUCUACGCUUAUACCCCUACGGAUCCCGGUGAUCUGGCCCUGCAGCCACAUGACCGCGUUCAAGUGUUAGAGCAUAUGAACGCCGAUUGGUGGCGUGGUCGUAAUGAGCGGACUAAUUUGGAGGGUAUCUUCCCUCGUAGUUAUGUCAACGUGAUUGAAAAUAAGGCAGCGCCAGCUCCUCCUUCGAGUUACGGAAACAUGCCCCUCGAAGUCAGUCAGAGUGGCUCCGGGGAAAAUCCCGACGAGAAGAAAGGAAAGUUUGAGGAGCAUGGCAAGAAGUUUGGCAAGAAGCUGGGCAAUGCUGCUAUCUUCGGUGCUGGUGCUACGGUUGGCUCCAACAUUGUGAAUAGCAUCUUCUAGUGUAUUAGUCUCUACCAAACCCCUGAUUUUAUGAGGAGCCUAGAGUUGAAUAUCGUGCGGAUUGAUUCCGGUUUUGCUCCUCUGGUCCCUUCUUUUUCGUCCCCGGAAAUGGCGUUGGUGGUGUUCUUUCUUUUGCUCCUCGGGAGCCUCUUGCGGUUGGCCUGUUGGCGAUUCAUUGGGAAGCGUGUGUUACGGAUUACUUAUAACAUGAUCCAUAGCCACUACGUUAAUAGUAUUAUCAGAAUACAACUUUCCACGCUAUGAUCUAUGGGCUCCCGGUUAGAGGAUAUUAAGAGAUAAUUAGUGGGAAGAUAUUGAUGUCGAGUCAGCCACAAAAGGAAACAAAAACAAUGCCUGGUUUGAACUCCAGACACAACUUCUUAACCUCCAUGCCACUCUGACUUUUCCUUUUUCACGGGUCUUUUGAGUUUUCUAUUUGAAACCACUCUCCCCCCACUAAGAGAAUCUCUCUAAUUCCUAUGCGCCCGCGUUGGACGUUUAAGCGCCGGCGAUCAUGUAUGGUCACAUAAUUAGAAAAACUAGACCCAGCAAGCUGGC